This is a messenger RNA of Polyodon spathula (Mississippi paddlefish), 1748 nucleotides long. RefSeq names its product nuclear prelamin A recognition factor-like (gene ciao3). The record is from RefSeq and is a predicted model, not a curated record. The transcript has 11 exons. Gene Ontology annotation, cellular component: cytosolic [4Fe-4S] assembly targeting complex. Gene Ontology annotation, biological process: iron-sulfur cluster assembly. Gene Ontology annotation, molecular function: 4 iron, 4 sulfur cluster binding. NCBI's taxonomy places the organism in Eukaryota, Metazoa, Chordata, Actinopteri, Acipenseriformes, Polyodontidae.
CGACAAACUUGAAUCCACGGCUGUCUAUUUACGACUUUGUGGCAAUAAAAUGGCAUCUCAUUUCAGUGGAGUUUUGCAGUUGACUGACCUGGAUGAUUUUAUAACCCCGUCUCAGGAGUGUGUGAAGCCAAUAAAGGUUGAGAAGAAGUCUGGAAAAUCAGUGGCCAAAAUAAAAAUUGAAGAUGAUGGAAGUUACUUUCAGGUUAACCAGGACGGAGGAUUACAGAAGCUGGAAAAGGCCAAGAUUACCCUGAACGACUGCUUAGCCUGCAGUGGCUGCAUCACCUCUGCAGAAAGUGUGUUAAUUACACAGCAGAGCCACGAGGAACUCUACAGAGUACUGAAUCUCAAUAAGGCUGGCAGUCAACAGAAGGUUGUUGUGGUUUCAGUGUCACCUCAGUCAAGAGCAUCUCUGGCAGCAAGAUUUAACCUGAGCAUCACAGAUACAGCCAGGAGGCUGACAGCUUUCUUCAAAAACCUUGGCGUGCACCAUGUGUUUGACACCACCUUCUCCAGGAACUUCAGCCUCCUCGAGAGCCAGCGAGAGUUUGUGGAGCGCUUUCACAGACAGGCUGAGGACAAGAAAGCACUGCCUUUGUUAGCCUCCUCCUGUCCAGGUUGGAUCUGCUAUGCAGAGAAAACUCAUGGUGAUUUUAUCAUUCCAUACAUCAGCACCACCAAGUCCCCUCAGCAGGUCAUGGGCUCCCUGGUCAAGGACUAUUUUGCAAACCAGCAGGUACUGUAGCUUUCUGCAACCUUCUGGGUGACUAUAUUUUUUGAUCUUCGUAGCUCCGGUCUGAAAUUGGUAGUGUCUCAGUACUUUACCAUCACAGAGUCCCAAACCAGGGAGGUGGACUGCGUCAUCACUUCCGGGGAGGUAUUGAAGAUGUUGGAACAGGAAAGGCUAUCGCUAGCAGAUGUUGAACCUGCACCAUUAGAUAGCCUGUUCAGCAGCGUGUGUGGAGAGGAGAUUCUCGGGCACUCCGGCAGCAGCUCCGGGGGCUAUUUGGAGCAUGUCUUCAUUCACGCAGCAAGGGAGCUGUUCGGAGAAGAGGUGAAGAAAAUUGCAUACAAGACUCUCAAGAAUCGAGAUUUCCAGGAGGUGACUCUGGAGAAGGACGGAGCCGUGGUGCUUCGCUUCGCUGCUGCUUAUGGCUUCAGAAACAUCCAGAACCUGGUGCAAAAACUGAAACGAGGGAAAUCCCAAUACCACUUCGUAGAGGUCAUGGCCUGUCCUUCAGGAUGUCUAAAUGGGGGAGGUCAGCUCCGGCCAAGCGAAAGUGAGUCUAAUAAAGAUCUGCUGCAGCGUGUGGAGGAGCUGUACAGAACGGUGCACACUGAGGUGCCGGAAGAGAACACCGCUAUCUCAAAACUCUACAACACAUGGCUUGAGAGUGUGGGCUCCGAGAGAGCUCGAAAACUGUUGCACACGCAGUACCACGCCGUCGAGAAGAUGAGCAGUGGCCUGACCAUCAAGUGGUGAAGAACAGCAGGAUUUCACUUCGCAGCAUAAACAGUAUAAAGAAGCUGAGAUCAAUAUCUGUCGUCUGUAAAUAAGCUUUUGUGGUUUCACAGUAAGAGCCUGUGAAAAAAGUAUGAUGACAUAUCAGCAGUGCUGAUGUCUAGCUUCCAGUCAACCUUGACUACUUGGUGGACUGAAAUGGUAGACAGUGGUGGAGAAGGGUGUCUGUGUUUAUUUUUUUUUUAUUUUAAAAUGCAGUACAAUAAAAAUUAUAAUUUUAUUUAAA